UCUAUUUCCUGACCACAACCCCAGAGUCUGUUCUCGGGCUGCCUGAUUGGCUUAAUGAUGACAAACACAAACAGGAAUCAGAUGACCGAGAGGAUCCUGGAUCUGUCCCUGGAGGUCAACUACCUGUUGACUGGAGAGGAUUACAUCGUUGUGAAGAGAUCUGGUGAGUCCAUAAUACAGGGCAGAAUCCCUCGUGUGUCCGAUGGAUCCAGCAGGACCCAGAGCCCCAGCAUGGUGCCUCUACCUCACUCACUGAUGCAUGAGAGAAACCAUGAGAAGAAGGUCCUGAAACUGACCAAUCAGAUCAUCCACCUGCUGACUGGAGAGGUGUGGAAGUAUUUAGAAGGACACAAGGAACCUUACAAUGACUUAAUGAUGGACACUCGCCAGCCUCUCGGCUCACUGGCAGAUGGCUCUCUAAACGUAAGUGAAACGGAUGAUUUACCCAUCCAUGUUCUGUCAGCGAAUCGUGUGACUGAAGGUAGAGUCGCAGAUGAUCAGGGAGGAAAUUCUGUGACAUUUAAUGAACUAAGUAAGAGACCAAGUGAAUCUGUGAAAUCAGAAACAGCUUUAUAUGAAGAAAGAAAUCUACCAGAUGGAGAGAUUUACUCACUGAAAGAAUGUUCCCAAACAAAAUCCACAUUACACACGGAAUAUCCAUCUACUCAUAUUAAGAAGGAACCAACCUCAUGUGAAGAGGAAAACCUCACAGACACUGACAUGUAUACACCCAGAGAACAGACAGAAUAUCCAUCUUCUAAUAUUAAUGAUGAUCCAGUCUCAUGUGAAGAAGGGAAUCUCACAGACACUAGCAUUAUUACACAUGGAGAACAGACAGAAUAUCCAUCUUCUCAUCUUAAGGGGGAUCCAGUCUCAUGUAAUAAAAGGAAUCUCACAGAAACUGACAUUUACACACCUGCAGAACAUACACAGUAUCUAUCGACACAUAUGAAGGAGGAACCAGCCUUGUGUGAAGAAGGAAAUCUCACACACACUGACAUUAUUAGACUCACAGAACAUACACAAUAUUCAUCUACACAAAUUCAGGAUGAGCUAGUUUUAUGUGAGGAAGGGAAUCUCACACACACUGACAUGUGUUCCUAUACAGAACAUAUAUGUUAUCCAUCCACACAUAUUAAGGAGGAACCAGCCUUAUGUGACAAAGGAAACGUCACUGACAUUUAUACACCCACAGAACUUACACAGACAGAAUGUCCAUUUACUCCUGUUACGGAGCAUUCAGCCUUGUGUGAAGAAGGAAGUCUCGGUGAUGUGGACAUUCAUAGCUCUGCUUGUGAUCUUGUGAAACAAUACAAAAGUAAUACCAAUAACUUUAAUGGUCAGAAAGUUUCACCCACAAAUUUAAAUCAAACGAAAUAUCAGAGAUUCCGUCAAGGGAAGAAAGUGACUUGUUCUGAAUGUGGGAAGUGUUUCAGUCAUAAAAUCAGCCUUAAUAGGCAUAUGGUGAUUCACACACAAGAGAAACCAUUUUCAUGUUCUGAAUGUGGGAAAUGUUUCAAUCUGAAAGGCAACUUAAAUAAACAUCUCAGGAUUCACAAAGGAGAGAAACCAUAUUCAUGUUCUGAAUGUGGGAAAUGUUUCACUGAAAAAUACAACUUUGAUACACAUCUCAGGAUUCACACAGGAGAAAACCCAUAUUCAUGUUCUGAAUGUGGACAUUGUUUCAGUCAUAAAUCUAGGCUUAUUGCCCAUAAACUGAUUCAUAAUGGAGAGAAACCUUUCUCCUGCUCUGAGUGUGGGAAAUGUUUCAAUCUGAAAGGCAACUUAAAUAAACAUCUCAGGAUUCACACAGGAGAGAAACCAUAUUCAUGUUCUGAGUGUGGGAAAUGUUUCACUGAAAAAUACAACUUUGAUACACAUCUCAGGAUUCACAGAGGAGAAAAAACAUAUUCAUGUUCUGAAUGUGGACAUUGUUUCAAUCAAAAAUCAAGGCUUAUUGCCCACGAACAGAUUCAUAUUAAGGAGAAUCCUUUCUCCUGCUCUGAGUGUGGGAAAUGUUUUCAUCUGAAAGGCAACUUAAAUAAACAUCUCAGGAUUCACACAGGAGAGAAACCAUUUCAUUCAUAA
Pelobates fuscus (common spadefoot toad) is the source of this 2088-nucleotide messenger RNA. RefSeq names its product zinc finger protein 678-like. The coding region runs from base 55 to 2088 and encodes 677 amino acids. The transcript is spliced from 4 exons. Gene Ontology annotation, biological process: regulation of transcription by RNA polymerase II. Gene Ontology annotation, cellular component: nucleus. Gene Ontology annotation, molecular function: DNA-binding transcription factor activity, RNA polymerase II-specific; RNA polymerase II transcription regulatory region sequence-specific DNA binding. The record is from RefSeq and is a predicted model, not a curated record. Lineage: Eukaryota; Metazoa; Chordata; Amphibia; Anura; Pelobatidae.